AUCACAUGGAACAAGAAAGGCACCCGAAGAUUCCGAUAUUUUCAAGAAUGCGGAAAAGCUCAAGAAGAGAUUGCCGAUGUGUCUUGCACCGACCAGUUGGUGUCAUGAUUAGCACACGAUUUGAGAUCAUCCGCUUCAGAAUCCUUCAUCAGUGGCCAGUGGCUGGUCACAUUUGAGUUUGGCGUGCUGGCUUGUUGAGGGAAGCAGAUAGAUCGAUUCGAGUGAUGGCCGUAAGAUCUCUACGUGUUGCCGGCGCGUACCGGGACUUUUGCCGUGCGGUGAAGACGACCUUUGCGGCUGACCCGCAGAUUCAGCGGCAGCUCAGGGCGGAGACGGCCCGCGCCCUGCGUCAGCAAGCCUCCCUCAAGUCGGAAGACGCCUGGGCUUCGCUCUCGGCUCCAGCUUGGCGCGUCGCCUGUCGGAAAGCCGAGGUCGCGGACCUGAAGUCGGGCACGGACAUGAUCAGGUACGAGGUGAUCCAGGCGUCUCUGAACCCGGAGACCCAGAACUAUCGCGCGCACAUCACUCAGGAGCACUUGUCGAAGACGAGCGUUGUAGAUUUGCUGCCCCCUGACGAAGCGCUGAAGAAGCAAGGGUUCGACUCAAGUGAAGUCAGCAUCGGCAAGCGAGGCCCGGUCCUGGGCCGCCAGGCCAAGGCCCAGUUCCUGAAAGAGGUCUAUGACGUGACCUUCUCAGGCAGGGAGAACGUCUGGAAGGUUGUGGAGAAGGAGAAGCGGGAUGCCAAGCCAGAGAAGGUCCCGGACUGGAUGCGUGAGCGCAGACGAGCCGAAGAGCGUGCAGAGAAGAAGUGGAGCAAGAAGUUUCAGGAGUGGCAGAUGAGCUUUGAGGCUGCCCAGGACGCUCCGGAGGAGAUCCAGCGGAUGCCCUCAUAUCGCGAGGUGGAGAAGCUCGACAGCUCGGCGAAGGGCCGGGAGGAGGUGCAGAAGGCGCAGCGGGAGGCGCAGGAGCUGCGCCGGGAGUGCACGCGGCUGGAAGCCGAGCUCAGCCGCUUGUACGAGGAGUUCCGGAGGGUUCGACGGGAAGGAAUGGAGGAGAGCAAGCGCCGCGAGAAGCUGGAGCAGCACCUGGAGACCGUGGCAAAGGACCACGAGGCGUGGCGCGAGCGCAGCGAGCACCGGGAGUCCCAGCUUCAGCAGGCGCGGCUGCUGCGCCGGAGCGUGGCCAGCCGCGUGGCGCUCUUCGGCUACGAGCUCCACGAUCUCAGCCUCAGGGCUGCGGGCACGCUGUCCCAGGCGGCUGCUGACAAAGGUGAAGAGCCUCCUGAGGAUGAGGUUGAGGAAGAGGCGGACGCGCUCCUUGACGCCGCAGCUGUCAACGAGGAGAUCGCACGGUUCCUGGAGCAGGAGCCGAUGCCAGACGAUCUGAUUGAGGAGCCUGUGCCGGCUGAUGGUCCCCGUGAUGAGGAGGCUUCACCUGCUGUGAGUCCUCAGCAUGGCGAGGAUUCAAGAGAAGGGCAGGUUGAGGAGCCUGUGCCGGCUGAUGGUCCCCGUGAUGAGGAGCCAGAUAGCCCUGGGCAUGACUGGCAUCCGGACUCAGAGGAGGAUUCACCUGCUGUGAGUCCUCAGCAUGGGGAGGAUUCAAGAGAAUGGCAGGUUGAGGAGCCUGUGCCGGCUGAUGCAUGGCGAGGAUUCAAGAGAAGGGCAGGUUGA
This is a messenger RNA of Effrenium voratum, 1670 nucleotides long. Lineage: Eukaryota; Dinophyceae; Suessiales; Symbiodiniaceae. The record is from the annotation of a GenBank genome assembly.